AUGGCAAUCGAUAACGAACAAGGCGCUGCUCAUCUUAGGCGUUCGCUUGUACUUCGCAACGUGCUGGACACGGAGCGCGAGGAUCCUUGCAAGCAGACUGCUGAUGCGGAGACCGUCAGCAGUACUGCAUAUCCAAACCCAAAUCUUGGGGCCAGCGAAGACCUAGGCAAUGAUGUCGAUUCGUUAAUUCCUGGCUCGAAUCUGGAAGAGAUUAGAGAAUGGCUCGACUUGCAGUGUGGAGAAGAGCAAGCUCGAAUCGAUUGGAGUGUACCACGAAUCACCCUGACAGACGAUCAGAGAAAGUUGAAGAGGGGUCUGAAUACCGAUGUCCUCAAGCGAAUAAAAAAAGGUUAUGGUCCACGACCUUCCAAGUUUGAAGACUUGCUGUGGCCACUACGGAUGAACGACGACGUUGCAAAGUUCCUCACAAAGCCUAUCAUCGAGACGCCUCAAGAGAUGGAGCACGUGCUUCGAAACUGGAAUAGGCAUGUCGGGGUGCCAGUUGAAGACGCUGAUGCUCGAGAAGUAUUGAUCGCCACCAUGUACGCGCGAAUUAAAUACCUCAACGGGAGCUUGAGCUAUCGCAGAAGUGCAGACGCCCACGACAUCACGUCGCAGAAACUCCUGCAUGCCGUCCACGCUUACCGACUGGAAACUGUGCACUUUUCAACAACAGACACAUGCGAGCUCAUGACCAUCAUCCUAGCUCAUCUGGGCUACGCCAUCCCUGAUAUCGACCAAGACCUCAAAUACCUCCUGUUCUACACCCUCGUAUCAGAGCGCCAAUUCCUCGCCCACACCGCCAACGCAACCACCGCACACAGGUUGGAACAACAAAUCACGGCAGCCAAACGCAUGCGAGACCACGAAACAUUAGAUAAAUACUCCCGCCAGAUGAACAACUGGGCCACAACAAUCUGGCUAAACAACUGCACCAUCAUCGCCGACCGCGUGCGCCUCGCCCGGCGAAACGUUCAAUCCCGGGCUUUGGGAGAAUUUCAACAUCUCACCAUCCUACAAACAGCGCAGAAAAUCGUGCUUCGACAACGCAUAUCCCGCGGCGCGCCGCCGUCGGACAAACUCAUACCGCGCGAGAUUUGGCUGCCUGAACACUCUCUCGCCUGCGACAAUGCCCUCACCGCCUUGAAUGAAGCUGCAGACGACCACCUCUCAGAAUUCCUCGCUAGUCUCAGAGUCGCUACUAGCAAUAUAAAUGGCAUGCACAACGUCGCGCACGCACGUAUUCUCACCCGCGCGAUUAAAUUCGCGGGCCUCGAUUUACCGCAAGACAUGAGCGAAGGCCAACGGUUGGGGAUCGUGAACGCCCGACUUGAGCAUGCUGGCACGAUGAAUAUGAUUUCAGAUGCGGUCGAGGCGAUUACUGAGACAAAGGUGAAGAGCAGGGAGAUGGUGGACGUUAUUGGGAAUAUGGAUGGUAAGUUUGGAGAUGUGCUGGACGCAGUGGAGGUGGUGGGGAAAGAGUUUGAGGAUUUGGUUAUGUUGUUGGAUGGGGAGCCGGCGGUGGAUGGGUGGGGGGAGGAAUGGGAAGACAGUGAAGGGGAGGGUGGUGGGAGUCUUGACUUUGCAAUUCUGGAGUUGCUUUUGACUAUUCUCACUGUAGACCCAAACAUUGUCAAAGUCGGUAGCGAAUCCUCACUUGAAGACUCCAAGAUGGAUCUCAAGAUCAUACUCAGCGACAACUAUCAGGCUGAUCCUGGUACAUCGAAGUCCACUCCCUCGACACACCGUCCUCUAGCAUCCAUAUGCGCUUCUCUAAAUCUGCAUGUGGACUUGCUCAACUACAACGACAUCCCACCGAACGACACCCCCUUGUCCCGCUUCGCCCACGCAACAACAGUCUUCGCGCUCGCAACAAUCCUUUUAAUCGUCAAGAAGCGCUGGAGGCCAGUCAGACACGUGUUUUGCAUGCGAGCAGACUUCUUCCGCGAGAUCAACAUCAUCAUUGAUCAAGUCAAGCGAGGCAAACUUCUACCUUGGCAGCCUUUCUGGCAGUGGUUUGAGCUAUUCGAGGCCAGAACGUUCAACAUUUGGAACACAAAGAUGCAGCGGUACGCAACAGGGUACGCGAUCAACAAGUUGGAAGUGUUUGGCUUGAUUCGUCAGCUGUGUGAUGAGCUGGGCAACAUUGCUAACAGCCGGUUGGAGUGGGCUAGGUUAGAGAUGAACCAGGCUUGUAUGGAGAUGGGCGUGCUGGAUCGCGAGGAUGAGUUGGAGAAGCAUAUGGUGAUGGUGACGGAUGUUAUUGUGCAGGAUUGUAAGGACAGAGGUUCUCUCUUGCUAUUCGAGGUUUUGACCAAGAAGGUGCUCGAUGGCAGGAAGUUUUCGAUGCAUUGGGUCUUGGACACUUGGAUCGACUACUGCUUCUUUCACCCUCAUCAACUCUAUAAUGAGAACGCGAGCAAGGCAGCCAUGAUUCACUCGCUACACUACACCGGACCCUCUCGAUACACAGUGCGCUCAGCGUGCCUGCGCCUUGGUAGUUUCACGAUGCUCCAGGCACACGAAAUCGUCACCUCUGCACCGAAAUUACGCGGUGCGUGUGAGAAGUGUACUGUUAAGUAUACAGCCAAGGCACCAGAGCGGAAAGCAAAGCGGGAGGCAAAGCGCGAAGCAGACAAAGUCCUGGAUGCAUUGAAACCUGUCAACAAAGACUCUCGCGUGAAGAAGUCGAACCCGGUGGAUACUUCGAUCACGUAUGGCACUGUCAUGCCGAAGAACAAAGAUAAUCGUAAGGCAGACAAGUUCACCAACGAUAGAUUUCGUGGGCAGAAGUCGUAUUCCGUUGAUUCGACGGUCACGGGUAUGUCGCUGGAUUACGACAAGACGCUGAAGACGUACUCACAAUCUGCUAGUACCCGCAAGAUCUCUGCGAUAAACACUCAGGUUGGCAGUUUAUCCGUGCAGACUCCUCAGAAUCGAGUACAGAUCCCAGACAUUCUCCUCGCAGAAGCUGCAGUCCAGCCGCCGACCCCUCCUCCCCCCGCUAGAGUUGUGAAAAAUCCGGACGCAAUCAUCCGCAGCGCAUUCCUCUUCGCCAACAUCACCCCAGACAUCCUUCGCUACACGCCUCCAACCCAUGACUCGAAGCUGGAACUGCGUCUCGAAGACCAAAUUACUCGCUUCGCGCUCGCCACGCACCUUCAGUUGGUAGAGCAGUACUAUCGGCCCCAAAUAACCGAUCAACGCCUCGACGCGCGCAAGGACUUCUUCAAGGAAGUCGAUCAGCUGCUCAAGCUCACCGAGAAGCGCGUGUUGAACCCUUGGUGGCCGUUGAAAGUUUGGCUCCCCGUUUAUAAACAGCGAAGCCGCAGGGUAUGGGGCAGCCAGGCGAUUGGCAAGGGGCAUAAGUUGGAGGCAUGUGCGAUAUGUCGUAAUCUCCUCGAUGAGCUGAUUGUCGCUGCGCGUGGGGAACUAGACAGUGCGGAAAAGCAGAUUCGCGCGCUGUGCAAGGAGAUGGGUGGCGUCGUUGAGGAGAAGGAGAUUCAGCGUAGACUGGGGCAGGUGAAGCAAGGCGUGGCGGACGACUGUAGUAUGCGCGGCUGCUUGCGAUUGAAGGAGAUUCUGACGCCGCAGAUGCUGCAGGACGUGAAAUUCUCGAGCAAGUGGCAGGGAGAUUGUAAGACUAGGGCGAUUAUGUUGGGAGAUGAGAAUAUGGAGGAGGAGAAGGAAGAAGAUAAAGAGCAACAACAGGAGGAGCAGGAAGAAGAUGAAGCAGAAUAG
Molecule: messenger RNA, 3741 nt
Organism: Parastagonospora nodorum SN15
Lineage: Eukaryota; Fungi; Ascomycota; Dothideomycetes; Pleosporales; Phaeosphaeriaceae
Exons: 6
Coding region: 1-3741 (1246 amino acids)
Source: RefSeq, a predicted model, not a curated record